This is a messenger RNA of Linum trigynum, 789 nucleotides long. The record is from the annotation of a GenBank genome assembly. NCBI's taxonomy places the organism in Eukaryota, Viridiplantae, Streptophyta, Magnoliopsida, Malpighiales, Linaceae.
CUUCCAUUUCAAUGCUCCACCCUCCACCCCAUCAUUCCUUUGGCCCCAACCAUUUCCUCCUCACCAAAAAUCAGGAACCCAUUGGCCUGCUACAUGACCUCCCAAUCCAACUAUGAAAAUUAACCAAAGCUCAAAACUUUUUCAAACCCCAUUACCAUAUAUAUCCAAAGCCCCAACCCAAACCAUCAUUUGCUGAAACACAGGCCAAAAUGAUGCAUUUUCCUCCAAAGCUGAAACUCCCAAAAUACAAGCUUUCCCUCAAGGCACUCUGCUUACUUCCCCUGCUGAGAGGGUGCCUAUUCGAUGGGUGCAGGGAUCACACACAAGGCUCAGGUUUUGGGACCAGAAUCUGGAAUCUGAGUGACAGGCCGAUCGAGCUCCAGGUUCGAGUCGGGUCGAUCCUGAAAAAGGUUCACACUUUGAAGCCAGGGUCCUCAAAAAGGCUCAAUUGCAAGAGCAUAUACAAGGCCUACAUGCCAGGUGGUGGUCGUGGCGGCGGCGGCGGCAAUGGUGGAGGGAUGGGGAAUCUGUUGUAUUACUAUGAUCAUGAUGAGACGUGCCAGCCGUACAUAUGGGUCCAUGAUGCAGGUGGGGAUUUUAGCAGGGUGGUGAAGCAGCAGUACUUGAGCUUGGAGGAUUUGAGGGAGUGUUGUGAGAUUCGGGUACUUAGGGAUGAUCAACGUGGGUGCAUUGCUGUUAGGAAGAAGCCUAGGCCUGAUUCCUGCUGAUUGAGCUUAUCUAUGUGAUUUUCUUUCUUGUUCUUGUAGUGGUUGGAAUCGUAAACGAAGA